AUGGUUUCUGGCUCUUGCCGGAUAGACCAGAAAUCUCUGUUAGUCCGAUUUCACAAUAGCCUGAGAUUCAACCAAUCCAAGUCUAUAAAAUUGGUGAGUUGGGAUUUAAGCUCAGAUUGCUGUGACUGGGCUGGAGUCACCUGCGAUGGGGGUGGUCUUGGUCGUGUUAUUGGCCUAAACUUGAGCAACGAAUCAAUUUCUAGUGGAAUUGAGAAUCCAAGUGCACUUUUCCGCCUUGGGUAUCUUCAGAAUCUUGAUCUGUCGUACAACAACUUCAACACAUCUAUUCCAGCUAGCUUUGCCACUCUCACAGGUUUGAUUUCUCUGAAUUUGUCUAAUGCUGGUUUUGUGGGUCAAAUUCCAAUCGAGAUUUCAUAUCUGACAAAGUUGGACACACUUGAUUUGUCUAUUAGUCAAUUAUUCUCUGGAAAACGCGCACUGAGACUUGAGAAUCCAAAUCUGGCAAAACUAGUUCAAAAUCUCACCCACCUAACAGAACUCCAUCUCGAUGGUGUGAAUAUAUCUGCGUCUGGGAAGGAGUGGUGCCGGACAUUAUCGUCUUCUUUGCCUAGUCUCAGAGUGUUGAGCUUGUCCAACUGUUUUCUCUCCGGCCCUUUCGAUAGUUCCCUUACGAAACUUCACUCUCUCUCAGAAAUUCGUUUGGACGGUAACAAUUUUUCUUCCUCCCCAGUUCCAAAAUUCUUUGCAAGUUUCUUGAAUUUGAGAAUCUUGCGUCUAAGCUCUUGCGGGUUGCAAGGAAAAUUUCCUACACAAGUAUUCCAGGUAUCAAGACUAGAGAUUAUUGACCUAUCAUUCAACAAAGAACUUCAGGGAUACUUGCCUGAUGGUUUUCAAAAUGCCUCUCUUAAGACCUUGGAGCUCAGCAACACAAAUUUUUCUGGGAGGCUACCAGAUUCCAUUGGUGCACUUGGGAAUCUGACGAGAAUAAAUCUAGCAACUUGCACAUUCACAGGACCAAUUCCUACUUCAAUGGAAAAUCUAACUGAACUUGUCUACUUGGACUUCUCAUCAAACACGUUUACCGGCUCAAUUCCAUCAUUGGAUGGCUCCAAAAAACUCAUGUAUGUGGACUUCUCCAACAAUUAUCUCUCUGGUGUGAUAUCAAACAUCGACUGGAAAGGCCUUUCAAAUUUGGUCCACAUUGACCUGAAGAAUAACUCAUUUAAUGGCAGCAUCCCUUUAUCUCUGUUUGCAAUCCAAUCGCUGCAGAAGAUUAUGCUUUCCUAUAACCAAUUUGGAGGCCAAAUUCCUGAAUUCCCGAAUGCAUCUACUCUGUCAUUGGAUACGCUGGAUUUGAGUAACAACAACCUAGAAGGGCCUGUUCCCCAUUCAGUGUUUGAGCUCAGAAGGCUCAACGUUCUCUCACUAGCAUCCAACAAGUUUAGUGGCACCAUAAAGCUAGAUCAGAUUCAAAAGCUUGUUAAUCUUACCACGGUUGACCUCUCAUACAACAAAUUGACAGUGGAUGUAAAUGCAACGAAUUCUACAUCCUCUUUCCCUCUGCGGCUGACCACAUUGAAACUGGCUUCUUGCAAUCUGAGAAUGUUUCCUGACCUAAGAAACCAGUCAAGAAUAACAAAUUUGGACCUUGCAGACAACAAAAUUGCUGGAUCAGUGCCUCCAUGGAUUGGCCAAGUCGGUAAUGGCUCUCUCCUUAAUCUAAAUCUUUCACGGAAUCUCCUGGUGAGUCUACCAGAACCUCUUUCUCUCUCUAAUACUCUUGCUGUAUUGGACCUACACAGUAACCAGCUCCAAGGGAAUAUACCAAGUCCUCCGCCGCUUGUUUCCGCCGUGGAUUUGUCUAAUAAUAACUUUUCUUCUUCGAUUCCAUAUAAUAUUGGUGAUAACCUUUCUGUUGCCAUCUUCUUUUCUCUCUCAAACAAUAGGGUUGAAGGAGUUAUACCUGAAUCAUUAUGCACAGCCAGUUAUCUGGAAGUUCUCGACUUGUCCAAUAACAGUCUGAUUGGGUCAAUACCAUCUUGUUUAAUUGAGAGGAAUCUGAGUGGAAAUUUACUGGAGGGGAAGGUGCCAGAAUCUCUGAUCAAUUGCACUAUAUUAGAGGUUUUAGACCUUGGGAGCAACAAAAUCAAUGAUACUUUCCCAUGCCUUUUAAGGAAUAUAUCAAGUUUGCGAGUCCUUGUUCUGCGAAAUAACAACUUUUACGGCAAUCUUAGUUGUCCGAGUAGCAAUGCCACAUGGGCAAGGCUUCAGAUUGUUGACAUAGCUUUGAACAGUUUUACUGGUAGACUACCAAAUAGAAUGUUAAGCAAAUGGAAGGCAAUGAUUGGAGCUGGAAAUGAAACCCACGGUCCCAUCAAAUUCAAGUUCCUAAAGGUUGGUGGAUUAUAUUAUCAAGAUUCAAUAACAGUUACCAGCAAAGGGCUCGAGAUGCAGCUUGUGAAGAUCCUAACCCUCUUCACAUCAAUAGAUGUUUCUUGCAACAAAUUUCAAGGGCAAAUACCAGAAAGGUUAGGGCAAUUCAGUGCACUGUAUAUUCUAAACUUGUCGCACAAUGCUCUUGAUGGCCAAAUCCCACCAUCUUUAGGCAAUGUGUCAAAUCUUGAAUCCUUAGACCUCUCAAACAACCACCUUACAGGAGAAAUUCCCCGGCAGCUCACAGACUUAACAUUUCUUUCAUUCCUGAACCUCUCAGGCAAUGAAUUAGUAGGAGAUAUUCCAACAGGUAGGCAGUUCCAAACAUUUGAGAACACUUCCUACCGAGGUAAUAAAGGACUCUGCGGACCUCCUUUGUCUAAACUUUGCUCACAUACACCACCUGGAGGAAAAAGUGAACGCCAUAUCCACAACAGCAAUGAAUUUGAUUGGGAUUUCAUAGUCCGAGGCUUGGGGUUUGGGAUGGGAGCAGGAGCAAUUGUUGCACCCAUAAUGUUCUGGAAGAAAGCCAAUAAGUGGUGCGAUGAUCGCAUUGAUAAAAUUCUUAUGGUUCUUCUGCCCAUGUUGGGAUUGGUAUACUACACAAAGGAUGACUGGAGGAUUGCACCUGAGGAAAUUUUUGAAGAAGAUGCAACAGAUGCCGACGAAGAUUAUAGUGAAGAGGAAGGUGACUUUGAAGGAAGGUAUUGUGUGUUUUGUACAAAACUUGAUAUCACAAGAACACGCGCCAUUCAUGAUUUGCAGUGUACUUGUUAUCACUCACCGCCUAUAUCAUCAUCUUCUUCUUCAUCAUUCUCAUCCUCUGAUUCUUCAUAGGCACAUCUUGAGUAAGGAAGAAUGCAGCUUUAUUUAUUUAUUUUUCCUUUUUUACAGUUUCUUCUUCUUCUUCUUUUGUAAUUUGUAAAUAGUACAGAAAGCAUCGACCAUAAAGUAGGAGUAAUGAGAACAUAACUUGAACAUACA
Molecule: messenger RNA, 3378 nt
Organism: Ricinus communis (castor bean)
Lineage: Eukaryota; Viridiplantae; Streptophyta; Magnoliopsida; Malpighiales; Euphorbiaceae
Product: receptor-like protein 33
Exons: 2
Coding region: 1-3231 (1076 amino acids)
Molecular function (GO): protein binding
Source: RefSeq, a predicted model, not a curated record